AAUUGCUCCCACAGCUCUAACCACAUCUUCCUCCCAACAGAUGCAGAGUACUCCUCCACCGGCCCCUCACCAAACCAAUGAGGUCCACCCCGAUGACUCCUACGAGGACGCAGAACCACUCAACCCCCUCACGCAGUGCACUGCAGAGUGCGCGGACUCAGACAGCAGUCACUAUGAGUCUUACGGAGAGGAUGACGUUUCCGGGAACAACCGCACAGGCUCCCUUCGAAUGCUGCCCACAGACUCGCCCACACGGCCUCCGCCCCACCCACGGAUCUGUGGCUUUCUCUGGCGGAAGAAGUGGCUGGGACAGUGGACAAAGCAGUUAUUUCUCAUCAGAGACCAAGCUCUGCUGGUAUGUUCCCACACGCUGGCCUGAGACGGUCCUGGAAAUGUCGGAACUUUCUUCACUCUGAUCUACCCUUUGCCAGAGCCUCAGUAAGACUGCUCUACAGUAGACUCUCCACCCUGCCCAAGUCUCCUCCAACAGCCUUGAUAUCCUGACUUCCUUCUGUCUCCUGCAUUUGUGGUCUAACCAUAGCUCCUUUUUAUCACUCUGCAUUGCACAGACUCACCCUCUCUCAUUAAUGCAUGGAUAUUAACGCUCACAAUUUCUCUCUCAUUUGGUGCUCAGUUGGAUGCCUGUUUCACCACUGAGGUAGACAGGCAUCCAGAUGGCUAUUAGAGUCAUAGAGAUGUACAGCACAAAAACAGACCCUUCAGU
Chiloscyllium plagiosum (whitespotted bambooshark) is the source of this 724-nucleotide messenger RNA. Lineage: Eukaryota; Metazoa; Chordata; Chondrichthyes; Orectolobiformes; Hemiscylliidae. The record is from RefSeq and is a predicted model, not a curated record.